Molecule: messenger RNA, 2823 nt
Organism: Aspergillus aculeatinus CBS 121060
Lineage: Eukaryota; Fungi; Ascomycota; Eurotiomycetes; Eurotiales; Aspergillaceae
Product: alpha-L-rhamnosidase
Exons: 2
Coding region: 211-2823 (870 amino acids)
Biological process (GO): carbohydrate metabolic process
Source: RefSeq, a predicted model, not a curated record
GCGAGCUAGCCAUCCGGAAUUCGAAGUAUGUUGUUAUUCAAUCUCCCAAGUUAUCCCUCGCAAUGCCGAAGGCUUGUUCCUGUCGGUCAUCUCGGGGCAAAAAUGAUGCGAGUCAUCAUAUGAAAGGAGAAUUCUCUCCCUGUUUGGACUCAUGAUCAACAAUUUACAGGCCAGUAUUAAUCGCUUCCUUCCUUCACGAGCAAAUUCGAGAUGGCCGAAAUCGUCGCUCUCGCAUUCGAGCACUCCCCGUCCGGCCUCGGGAUCCAGCAUGACGCGCCCCGUCUCUCGUGGAAGCCUACUUGUUCGAACAAGAGCAUUCGCAAUUGGGUCCAAACCGCAUACGAGAUUGCCUUGAAAGCACCGGAAUGCCAUCCGGAGGACGAAGGACAGAUCUAUCGAGUGGACAGCCCCCAGUCGACGUGGGUGCCAUGGCCGGGCCCUCCGCUGCGCUCACGCGAACGUAAGCUGAUUCGCGUGCGCGCUCACGGCACCUGGACGGAAACGACAGGAGAUCAUGGUCUAGAAGCCAAAGAGCAUGCUGGCUGCACUGCGUGGUCGGCAUGGAGCCGGGUGGAGUGUGCUUUGCUCAGCCAGCAGGACUGGGCCGCCGUCCCGAUGGUUCACCCGGCGAUCGGAGGCGAGCAGACUCUCAGACCGGUCGUGUUCCGGAAGACCUUCGAGCUCCCUGCCGAUUUUGGGGCCGUGGAGCAAGCGAGACUCUACGUGACAGCGCUGGGGAUGUAUCGGGUCUAUCUGAAUGGGAAGCGGGUGGGGGACGACGAGUUGGCCCCGGGCUGGACGAGCUACCCCCAUCGUAUGGCGUACCGGACUCAUGAUGUCUCUGCCGGGAUCGCGGCUCGCAAUGUGCUGGGAGUGGAGGUGGCCGAGGGGUGGUAUGCAGGCCGCCUGGGGUUCAACGGUGGCAGGCGGUGCCUCUACGGCGACCAGAUCGGUGCGCUCGUUCAAUUGGAGAUCGUUGGCGCCCGGAAGGAUCACUUGUUGCAGGUCGUGUCGGACAGCAGUUGGAAAUGCAACUUCAGCCCCCUCGUGCGCAGUGAGAUCUAUGAUGGCGAGCUGUACGACAUGCGCGAGGAGCUGGGGGACUGGCACGGCGACCCCGACUACCAGGAGAUGACGACGACGACGGCGGCGGCGGCUUGGAAGCCGGUCGUGACGCUGGCUUUGCCAGAGGCAUCCUUGGUUGUCCCUCGAGCGCCCGCUGUCCGGGUUACACAGCAGGUUACAGCGCAGCGCUUGUUUACCACCCCUUCCGGGCGUUUGAUUCUCGAUUUCGGUCAGAAUCUGGUGGGUAAACUUCAUGUGCGGGAAUUGGGACUGUCCGCCAAUGCUGAGGUAGAUGGAUGGGACCCCCGGUUCUCAUCGCUCUCUUGGCAGGAGAAUAUCACCGCAUUAGUCUUGCACACAGACUUUGCUCCGACGGGGGAUUUUGAGUGCUCGAAUGAUACGAUCAACCAGCUGCAUCGCAACGCUCGGUGGAGCAUGCGAGGCAACUUUGUGUCCAUCCCAACUGAUUGCCCCCAACGGGACGAGCGGCUGGGCUGGACUGGUGAUAUCCAGGUCUUCAGCCCGUCGGCAACCUUCUUGUAUAACUGCGAAGGGAUGCUGGCCGACUGGAUGGAGGACGUAGCUGCAGAGCAGCAUGACGAUGGAGGAGUGCCUCCACUAGUCGUGCCGAAUGUGCUUCAGCACGUCUGGCCCCCGAUGCCGCAGGCUGUCUGGGACGAUGUGGUGAUCAUUCUGCCGUGGAAUCUGUACCAGGCCUCGGGUGAUGUGGAAAUCCUCCGGCGACAGUAUCCCAGUAUGAAGGCAUGGCUGGACCAGGGGGUUCGUCGGGGCGACGAUGGGCUGUGGGAUCCGGACCACUGGCAGCUCGGAGACUGGCUGGAUCCUCAGGCUCCUUCAGACGAGCCAGGAGAUGGGCGGACUAGCGGCGUGCUCGUGGCAGAUGCCUACUUGGUGCGCGUCACCAGAACCCUGGCACAGAUCAGUCGGCUUCUCGGGCAUGAAGCCGACUUUAUCCACUACCAGCAAGCAUCCGACCGACACCUCCAAGCCUUCCAUGCCAAGUAUGUGACUCCGAGCGGGUUAGUCGCCGGCGACUCCCAAACAGCAUAUGCUUUGGUCAUCGUCUUUGGCUUGGUAGAUUCCGAAACCCAACGCACAACCAUCAGCCGCCAGCUGUCGCGCCUGGUGCGUAUGGCCAAAUUCCGCGUGGCCACGGGGUUUGCCGGCACCCCCAUCAUCCUCCAGGCCCUCAGUGACAGCAACAAUCUGAGCCUAGCUUACCGGAUGCUACUCGAGGAUAAGUGUCCAUCGUGGCUUUAUCCUAUCAUGCAGGGGGCCACAACCAUCUGGGAACGAUGGGAUAGCCUGUUGCCGGAUGGGUCGAUCAACCCCGGCGAGAUGACCAGCUUUAAUCACUAUGCUUUGGGGUCUGUUGUUCAGUGGCUGCAUGAGACCGUCGGGGGCUUGGUCCCGCGCGAGCCCGGGUGGAAGGCUGUCCUUGUGUCUCCUCAACCGGGGGGGCCUUUAACCCACGCGGCGGUUUCGCAUGACUGCCCGUAUGGGCGCUGGUUCUGUCGAUGGGAGUUGAGCCCUUCGCAGGAUGAGGAUCGCGUGAAGGUGCUCGCGGUCGAGCUCGACGUGCCCCUGAAUGCAACGGCCAUCGUUCGACUGGGCUCUGAGACGGGGGAACAAAAGGUCGGGUCCGGGCAUUAUCGGUUCCAGGUCCCUUUCGUCCCUCAGCCCUAUCCGCCUGAGGCUAUUGCUCCAUUUAUCACUAACCCUGGUCAGGGUCUCUGA